UUAUUUGUACUGUCGAAACUUUCGUGGCUUCUACUUGGAAUACCAGAAACCAGUCAUCAAACAUGGCUCUGCUCCAAUCUCCUGCGAUUUCUUCAUCUUCGUCGUCUUUCUUUCGAUCUUUUCCCAACAACGAACUAAAUUCGAAGCUCAUUGGACCAAAAUCGAGAAAUCUUUAUGCGAAUGUCAACCCCACAAAGUCUUACCCAAGUUUCAAAGCUUCGUGGCAAGAGCUCGCCGGCGUUUUGAUAUUCUCGGCGAUUCCUUUCACCGCCGUGAAAGCCAUCGCCAACAGUCCACUCGGAGAGGCGCUUCAAAGGCGAAUGGAGGAGAACAAGAAGGCUGAGGUGGCCAAUUCGUCUAAGUUGAAGGCACUAGCUGAAAAAGCAAGAAAGGAGAGUUUGUGGUAUGGUGCGGGGCGUCCUCGCUGGCUUGGUCCAAUCCCAUAUGACUAUCCUGCAUAUCUUACCGGAGAAUUACCAGGGGAUUAUGGCUUUGAUGUUGCAGGACUGAGCAAGGAUCCUGUGGCUUUCCAGAAAUACUUCAACUUUGAAGUAUUGCAUGCUCGAUGGGCUAUGCUUGCGGCCCUUGGUGCUCUGAUUCCCGAACUACUUGAAAUAUUAGGAGUCUUUCAUUUUGUUGAACCUGUCUGGUGGCGAGUUGGCUAUUCAAAGCUUAAGGGAGAUACACUUGACUACCUUGGCAUCCCAGGACUCCACUUGGCUGGAAGUCAAGGAGUGGUUGUCAUAGCUAUCUGCCAAGCCAUUCUGAUGGUUGGACCAGAAUAUGCAAGAUAUUGUGGUAUUGAGGCUCUGGAGCCUUUAGGAAUAUACUUGCCUGGUGACAUUAAUUAUCCUGGAGGUGCACUUUUUGAUCCCUUGAAUCUCUCGAAGGACCCUGUGGCUUUCGAGGAGCUGAAGGUGAAAGAGAUAAAAAAUGGGCGUUUAGCCAUGAUUGCCUGGUUAGGAUUUUAUACCCAAGCUGCUCUAACAGGUAAAGGGCCUGUACAAAACCUACUCGAGCACAUCUCAGAUCCCGUCCAUAAUAAUCUGCUUUCAAUCCUCAAGUCGAUGUAAUAUAUCUUUUGAACUGAACACAUCUGUAACUAAUAGCUGUCUUUCAAGUGACAUCAUGUCCAACCAUGUGAAAAACGAUUAUUCAUUGUAGUUAUAAUUUUCUUAAUAUAAAAUUACAUACGUAAUCAAUUAUUUGGAUUUC
Cornus florida is the source of this 1215-nucleotide messenger RNA. RefSeq names its product chlorophyll a-b binding protein 7, chloroplastic. The coding region runs from base 63 to 1073 and encodes 336 amino acids. Gene Ontology annotation, biological process: response to light stimulus; photosynthesis, light harvesting in photosystem I. Gene Ontology annotation, cellular component: membrane. Lineage: Eukaryota; Viridiplantae; Streptophyta; Magnoliopsida; Cornales; Cornaceae. The record is from RefSeq and is a predicted model, not a curated record. The transcript is spliced from 6 exons.